Messenger RNA from Panicum virgatum (switchgrass), 492 nucleotides. RefSeq names its product serine carboxypeptidase 2-like. Bases 1 to 492 code for a protein of 163 amino acids. Lineage: Eukaryota; Viridiplantae; Streptophyta; Magnoliopsida; Poales; Poaceae. Gene Ontology annotation, biological process: proteolysis. The transcript is spliced from 3 exons. Gene Ontology annotation, cellular component: vacuole. Gene Ontology annotation, molecular function: serine-type carboxypeptidase activity. The record is from RefSeq and is a predicted model, not a curated record.
AUGCCGAGGACUAGUUUCCCUGUAGCUCCAGUGCUGAUUGCUGUGCUUCUGGCGCUAGUCUGCCGGCGGGCAGCGACUGCGAGCAGCUAUGGCACAGACCGCAUCGAGCGGCUGCCCGGACAGCCGGCGGACUUCCCGAUGUACUCAUGGUACGUCACGGUGGAGGAGACGGCCGGGCGGGCGCGCGCUGUUCUACUGGCUCCAGGAGGUGCCGCCGGAGGCCCAGCCGGCGCCUCUCGUGCUGUGGGCCUGUGGCUGAACGGCGGGCCAGGGUGCUCGUCGGUGGCGUACGGCGCCUCCGAGGAGCGGGGCGCGUUCCGCAUCCGGCCCGACGGCGCAACGCUCUUCCUCAACGAGUACAGGUUGAACAGAGCGGCUAAUAUACUGUUCCUGGACUCGCCGGCCGGCGUGGGGUUCUCCUACACCGACACCACCGCCGACCUUUACACCUCUGGCGACAACAGAACAGCUCAUGAAGUGUUAGAUAACUAG